Messenger RNA from Lachancea lanzarotensis, 366 nucleotides. RefSeq names its product LALA0S06e04896g1_1 (gene MLO1). Lineage: Eukaryota; Fungi; Ascomycota; Saccharomycetes; Saccharomycetales; Saccharomycetaceae. The transcript has a single exon. The record is from RefSeq and is a predicted model, not a curated record. Bases 1 to 366 code for a protein of 121 amino acids.
AUGUUCAGUCUCAAGCUUCUAACCAAGAAUGCGAAACGUUUUCAACAUACCUUUGCCUUCAAGAAAUGGUCAGACCUUUCGCUUAAGCAACAACAGACUUUUGUCAAAGGAUUUGUCGAUAACUAUAAGAAGCAAUACCCAGGGUCAAAGACAAAUGUAUCAUUACAAGGCUUGUCAAUCGACAUGGAGAACCAUCAAGAUGCCCCCGCAGUUUUUGGGAUAUUCUAUAACGAUGUUUGGGAUCUAUGCAAGAAGUCUAAACAGAAUCUAUAUUCCAAAGAUGUAAACGCUUUGCAAAGGAAUGAUAUCAAGCUAACGGGAAGAUAUGGACAUGAAAGUUUUUACGAUCUUUUGGUCGAAGAAUGA